AACAUAUCUUCAUACCCUCGAUGGACUUCAGUCACAUACUCUCUUUUCUUUCACGUUCGCUCUAGGGUUCCCCAAUUUCUCUCUCUUUAUUUUAGCUUUCUUACUGUAAUUCGUUUUGGUCCAGCUUCAAUUCAAUGCAAUCAAGCUGAAUAAUACUUCAAUUUUCUAUAAUCUUUGCUCUCUAUAUACUGGCACUUAUUAUUUAGGUUUGGGAGGUGAAAAAAGUAAAGAGGAAAGAGGGUGGAGGGCGAUUACAAAUGCCGGAGGAGGACUUGUUAGAAGUUAAAUUUCGGUUGUUCGAUGGAUCAGACGUGGGUCCGUUUCGCUGCUCACCGGCUUCCACGAUAGCUAUGCUUAAAGAGAGAAUUGUCGCCGAAUGGCCCAAAGAUAAAAGAAUUGCACCCAAGGCAGCAAAUGAUGUAAAGUUGAUAAGUGCUGGGAAAAUUUUGGAAAACAACAAGACUGUUGGUCAAUGUAAAACGCCUUUCGGCGAGCUACCUAAUGGUGUGAUUACCAUGCAUGCUGUUGUACAGCCAUCUGUAGGUAAAUCAAAAUCAGAAAAGAAGAUUGACGAGAUUCCAAAGAAAAGCAUCUGUGCGUGUGCCAUAUUGUGAGAUUGUAAGUGAUUCAGUUUAAUUUUGUGAUAUUUUUGGGUUUACACCGCUGCUGUGAUGUUCAGUUAAGAAAGUCAAUAACUGAAACAGUGUGAUAGCUCAUUAUUACUUGUUUGUUGAACGGCAUUUCAGUGUAACUGCGUCUAUUUGUUUUCAUGAAUUUGGUAGGUGUAAAUUUUUGUAAUUGCAGAUUUUUAUAUACAAAUACAGAGCACGGGCUGGAUUGCAUGCAGAAGGAUUCUAGCCAGCUCUUGUUAUUCUACUCUGAAUCAUUGUUAUUUGACGGUAGAUCGUUUAAAGGCUGCGGUUUAAACA
This is a messenger RNA of Nicotiana attenuata, 929 nucleotides long. Its product is annotated as membrane-anchored ubiquitin-fold protein 3-like. Gene Ontology annotation, molecular function: protein binding. Bases 258 to 614 code for a protein of 118 amino acids. NCBI's taxonomy places the organism in Eukaryota, Viridiplantae, Streptophyta, Magnoliopsida, Solanales, Solanaceae. The transcript has 3 exons. The record is from RefSeq and is a predicted model, not a curated record.